AUGGUCCACUGCAGUAACCAAAGUAUGCCACCCCACAUGACAGUCUUCAUACUGCUCGGCUUCCCAGCUCUUCAGGAGACUCCUCUCCCACUCUUCUUCACCUUCUUGGCCCUAUACACCCUCAUUGUUGUGGGCAAUGUAGUGAUCCUGGUGGCUGUGGCUGGAGACCCCAGGCUCCACAAGCCCAUGUAUUUCUUCCUGUGCAACCUCUCAGCCCUAGAUAUCCUCUUUACAACCACCACUGUGCCCAAGAUGCUGGCCAUGUUCCUCUUCCAACAUAAUACCAUCUCCUUUGCUGGCUGCUUCCUACAGAUGUACAGCUUUCAUACCCUUACAGUCAUGGAAUCCUUUAUCCUGGUAGUCAUGGCUUAUGAUCGCUAUGAAGCCAUCUGCCACCCACUGCACUAUCCUGUCCGUAUGACUCCACAGGCCAAUGCCAGGCUGGCAGCAAGUGCCUGGGCUGUGGCACUGAUCAUCCCCGCCCCAGUGAUGGUGGAGACUUCACAGUUAGAAUACACAGCCAGGGCCACAGUGGAGCACUGUUUCUGUGACCACCUCGCUGUGGUAAGGGCUGCCUGUCAGGAUGCUGGGACUGAGCAGCAGACUUUUAUUGGCUUCUGCAUUGCCAUGACUGUUUCAUUGGUGCCUCUGUUCCUAGUUCUCUUUUCCUAUGGCAAGAUCCUGGCUUCUGUUCUAAGAAUUGCCUCCCAGGAAGGUCGGGCCAAGGCCUUUUCUACCUGCACAUCCCACCUUCUGGUUGUUGGUACCUACUACUCAUCCAUUGCUGUGGCCUAUGUGUCCUACCAAAUGGAGAUGGCCAUUGACCUUCAUGUGCUCAGCAAUGUCAUUUUUGCCAUCCUGACUCCCAUGUUGAACCCCCUCAUCUACACAUUGAGGAACAAGGAUGUAAAGGAGGCCAUUAAGACAGUCUUUCAACAUGUGUUUUCUCAUUUGAAGAACCCUUAG
Gracilinanus agilis (Agile Gracile Mouse Opossum) is the source of this 966-nucleotide messenger RNA. RefSeq names its product olfactory receptor 2AT4-like. NCBI's taxonomy places the organism in Eukaryota, Metazoa, Chordata, Mammalia, Didelphimorphia, Didelphidae. Gene Ontology annotation, cellular component: membrane. The transcript has a single exon. Gene Ontology annotation, biological process: G protein-coupled receptor signaling pathway. Gene Ontology annotation, molecular function: olfactory receptor activity; G protein-coupled receptor activity. Bases 1 to 966 code for a protein of 321 amino acids. The record is from RefSeq and is a predicted model, not a curated record.